This is a messenger RNA of Hemicordylus capensis (graceful crag lizard), 7149 nucleotides long. RefSeq names its product mitogen-activated protein kinase kinase kinase 14 (gene MAP3K14). Lineage: Eukaryota; Metazoa; Chordata; Lepidosauria; Squamata; Cordylidae. The record is from RefSeq and is a predicted model, not a curated record. The transcript is spliced from 16 exons. Gene Ontology annotation, biological process: protein phosphorylation; positive regulation of canonical NF-kappaB signal transduction. Gene Ontology annotation, molecular function: protein serine/threonine kinase activity; ATP binding. The coding region runs from base 200 to 3028 and encodes 942 amino acids.
AGGAGGCGUGGUUUAAUGAAAACGCCAGCGCCCUAUUGGGCAACAGGCGAGAUGGGGUGUGGCCUUCUCCACACCGAGACCUCCGCUUAUUCCUCUUCUUGACACAGUUUGCGAAGCGUCGUGGAGGAGACCGGAAGUGCUUGUACUGAAUCCCUGUCCCUCCUGCAGGUGGGUUUCUGCACCUUGGUGAAAUUCAGAAAUGGCGGUGAUAGAAAUUGCAUGCCAGGACACUCCAGCCCCGGCCACCGGGCACCCAAAGGAGCUCCCCAAAGCCAAAGGUCCACAGGAAGUCACGAGUGAGAAAAAGAGCAGCGUUUGCAAAGUAGAGGAUCCAGACAAGAAUGUCUUUGAGGGGCCGUGGAAGAUCUUCAGUGACGUGAUCGCCAAAGGAACUGCCAAGGAAGACAGAGGGGAAGGGAGCUUAGCUUCGAUCUCUAUCAUUGCCCAGGCAGAAUGUGAGAACAGCCAGGAGUUCAGCCCCACCUUCUCUGAGAGGCCUUUUAUUGCCGACACCAAGCAGUACAGCCGAUCUUGCAACCUCGAUCAGAUCCCCAACAAUGUGGCCCAUGCAACCGAAGGGAAAAUUGCCCCAGCCUACCGGAGGGCCAUGCAUCGUGGCAAAGCCCGGAAGAAGCGGAGAAAGAGAAGACCCUGCCAUGCAGUGCCCAAGGGAACAGCCUUCCCAACUCAAAAACCAAGGACUCCAGAGCAAGAAAGCUGUGUGCCAAUCCCAGUGCAGGAGGAUGACUCCCACUUGGGGACUCUCUUCAGUAGCAGUUCAUGGCAUUCUGAGAAGUAUAAAGGUUUGGCCUGUGAUCUGACUCCCUUUGAGCAACCUGGCCUAGUUCUGCCUGCUGGCAAGCUGCCCUUCCUGAAGGACCAAGGCAAGCCAGAGCUAUACAAGCUGAUUAGCCCUGCUCAGUGUUUGAGCCACGUUUGGAGGUCCCACGCGCAAGACAAUGUGGUCCCUCAGUCAGAGACUCUACGUGCCUUCACUUAUGGCAGAUUGCCUUCAUAUUUCUGUGGCUGUGAUGACCUGCUUCCCGCCUUGAAACAUGACCCUCUAGGGACCUAUCUCUUUGAUGACCUUUUAUGUGUACAUGGCGAGUGCAAACUGUCAGGCCUGAGCUUGGAGCAGAGCUGCUCCAAAGGCAUCCAUCACUCUGCAAAAACCACCCCGGACAAACUUUUGAUGGAUGAAUUUCUGGUGGAUGCCUUGAAAGGGAGUGUAAUACUUGGGGAGCCAAGAAACUUAGCAGGUUUGGCCAAGACCUGGAAAGGAGGUGGAUCAGGUUCAAAGGAACGGCUUCAGGAGAUGGACGAAAACGAAGGUGUGCUGCUUUUAGAGAAACUCAAAACUGUGGAUUACGAGUACCGUGAAGAGGUUCACUGGACCAAAGGCCAAGCCUUGCUCGGCGCGGGAUCUUUUGGGGAGGUGUACAAAGUUGAGGACAAGCAGACAGGCUUUCGGUGCGCGGCCAAAAAGGUGCAAGUCGAACACUUCCGCGCAGAGGAGUUGACGACAUGCACUGGAGUGACGCAUGCCAACAUCAUCCCCUUGUAUGGAGCAGUGAAGGAAGGCCCGUGGGUUACUAUCUUCAUGGAGCUCAUGGAAGGUGGCUCGCUUGGUCAGCUGCUCAAGCAGCGUGGGUACUUGCCAGAGGACAGGGCUCUUGAUUACCUGGGCCAGGUGCUGGAGGGCCUGCAGUACCUUCACAUCCGCAACGUUCUCCAUGGAGAUGUAAAAGCUGACAACGUCCUCUUAUCCAGUGAUGGAAGCCAUGCUGUCCUUUGUGACUUUGGUCAUGCAGCUCACCUUCACCCUGACGGCAUGGGGAAGCAUUUGGUGACAGGGGACUACGUUCCUGGCACAGAGACCCACCUUGCCCCUGAAGUGGUGAUGGGAAAACGCUGCGACUCCAAGGCAGAUGUCUGGAGCAGUUGCUGCAUGAUGCUGCAUCUGUUGAAUGGCUGCCACCCUUGGACCCAAUACUACAAUCAUCCUUUGUGCCUCAAGAUAGCCAAAAACCCACCGCCUCUGAGAGAAAUCCCACCUUCCUGCCACCCGUUCACUGCUGAUGUCAUUAAAGCAGGUCUCAAGAAGGAGCCAACAGAGCGGGCUUCUGCAGCGGAACUGAGGAUGAAAGCCUGCACAGCACUCGAGCAGGUGGGAGGCUUGAAGAGCCCUUGGAGAGGAGAAUACCAAGAACCUAGAUGUCUGCAUUCAACGCAGCAAACUAGUCUGACAGAACCGUCGUCAUCCAUAUCCAGGCCAGUGCCUGAGCCUCCUGCUAGUCCUGAGCCAUUAGCCAAAAGCUCCAGUCCCCCAUUUCCCUGCCAGAGUCUGUGGGAGAGAACCCCAUUAAUCCAUCCAAACGUAUGCAAAGAAUUACCUGCGUCAUAUGACUCCCUCCAGCCUUCUUUCCUGUCUCCGCUCAGCAACAGGAGGGACAGCUGGACAGAUUGGAGAAGCGACACCUUUGAACAGGAGCUUCAGCAGCUGGAGUUUGAGCUGAUUCUGGACAGCCUCUCUCAGUCCUUCUCUCUGGAGGAGCAGGAGCAUAUACUCUCGUGCCUCAGCCUGGACAGUCCCCUCCCAUCAGAUGCCAGUGAGAAGGGCUCCAUGAAAGUAUCCCACAGCCUGAAGGACACCAUGAGUUCUGGGGUGCAUUCGUGGAGCAGCCAAACAGAUGAGCAGAGCCACAGCUGGAACAGUCGGCUGAACCGGAGCAGACAGACGGACAUUCCUGCCUACUUUGAUGGAGUGAAAAUUGAGAUCCACUUGCUCAGCGGGGAGAGUAUUCACAUCCGAGAAUUCCGCGGGGCCAAGGUGGGAGAUGUCGCAACCCGAAUCAGCAGCCAGAUACCAGCCUCUGCUUUCAGCUUCUUCACGAAGGAAGGCCAACCUGUUCACUGUGACAUGGAGGUCCCUGAUUCAGGCAUCGAACUUCAGUGCACUCUGGCCGCUGACUGCGGCUGGGGCUGGGGCUGGAGGGUCAGAUGUGGCCGGCUGGAGCAGAGGCCAUAAGGGAUGCUCUUUCUCCCCCACCCUUGCUCUGUGAUCUUCUCCCUAGAGUCAGAAAUCCUAUCUAGAAAUGGAUCAGCACUUAACUUGGCACUUCACUGCUGAACUAGCAUUACAGGUCCAGUUCUUCUCUGCUUCUUCACUGCAUCCAGCCCUUUUGUAGCGGAUGCCGUCUGGGUGUGAUGGGAGGGAGGUUUCAUGCUGUAUGCAACGGACCCAAAGAACUAGGAAGAGCUAUAGCAUAGAGUCUUGGGUUCUAAUGUGGGAAACCCGGUUCAAAUCCUACCUUAGCCUGGGCAAGCUACUCUCUCAGCGUCGCCUGCCCUCACAGGCUUGUUGUGAGGUUAAAACACUGCCUUAAGUUCCCUGGAGGAAAAGGUGGGAUCUGAAUGGACCAUAAAUAGGCAGUGCAUCUUUGACUUGCAUGAAAACGUCCUGUGCAAAACUGAUGGUAUUCUGUAUCUAAGGAAUCUCAAAAUCUGUUCCAGGAAAUAAGCGUGAAAGAGCCACUUUAUACAAAUUGGACCUCAGUGGUAUGCAUUCUGUUUUCCUAAUUUGUGCUGUCAGAAUCUAUACAUCAUGCCUGCAGAACUGUUGAUCCUCCGAGCUGAAUGCAGACCACCAAUCUGCCAUAUAUGGCUGCCCACUAGGGCUUUGAUACGCCUCCCUGUAUUGCUGCAUGCCAUGGCAAAAACAAGGCGGGGUUGGUGUUUGAGGGUGUCAAGAGCCUGGCUGGCCACAGCAUUCUGCUGGCAGGCUGCGUUUUGGCUUGGUGGGCCAGCAAACCCUGUUGUGGUGCCCCUUGAUUUUUUUACACUGAAAGUCAAGGUUUGGGGAUUCAGACUUCUCUGGGUUUAAUAGCCGAGUCCCAAGAAACAAACAUCUCUAGGGAUGUGUCUCUAGGCCUUUUCCCCCCAGCUCCUGUUGAAAUGCAGGGUGGGAGUGAAGAUCUCAGUCAGGUUCUCUCAUAUGCUAUAGCCCAGGCCUGGUUGUAUCCCACUAAGCCAAAUACCAUGCAUGUGGCCUGACAAAGGCCCUCGUCUGGUUCUUGCAGAUAGUCAGUAACCGGAAGUUUGAGCCUGGUGGGCUCAAACUUUGUUUGUUUUAGCAGGCCACAAGUCAUCUCGGCCUGAUACAUAAUUUUAAAAAAUCAAGAACAAGAUUAAACACACCAUCGAUUCCCCCUUGCACAUGCGCGCGUGCACGCACACACACACACACGGAACUCAUUAUUUCUUGUGUUUUGGGUUUGCGUCUGUUUUUUUUCCUUUUUGCCCUAAAGUAGGGGAAACAAUUCAUGUCAGUUAAACCCUAAUUCCAGGAGAGCCUGAUGCAAGAUCUAAACUUGGAAUAAAUUAGGAAAGCGAGUACAGAAUAUACAGUUUGCUUAAAGUUUUGCAUAUACGUUCCCAAUUGGCAUGUUAUUGUUGCAUAUAAUUCUGUAGAAUUUAGAAUAGCUUUAUUUUCUGCAAAGCAAUAUAGGCAGAUAAUGGAAAGUGGGCCGGGAGAGUGGUAUAAUAAGUUGUCUUUCCCAGUUAGCUGCAAGGAUGUCCUGGUGAAGCCUAGCGUGCAGUGUGCAAAUUAAGUUAAGGCUUUUGUACGUAUUACAGAAUGUACACCUUACUGAACACAUUAAGACUUGUGGGUAACCAUGCCUAGGAUUGUGCUGGAAGGGUCUGCACCAUUGCCUUGCUCUGUCGUCUGCCUCACAUUUUUAUUUAGCUUAAAAAAUAAAAGCUGGGUAGUCUUAACCCCACCCAUGGAUGGGGAGAGUAUAAAAUUCAUGGCUGUGUCUGUGAUCGGAUGGUACCAAAUGCUAGCGUGUUCCAUCACAUUUGGGUAGUUUCUGCUAUCAGAACAGGAGCUGGCUGACCUCAUGUCCCCAUUAGGAGCUGACACAAUCUUAUGUACACAAUGAAAUGUAAUAUUUGUGCUGUUGCACAAGAACGCUGUUGUGCCAGUGCAAAAACUGCACAAAUGAAGUGCUGUGGCUGUUAAAAUGGCUGCGUACAACUCCACUUCGCACAACGCCAUUUGCAUAAUUCUUGUUUGCGCAGCAGCAUUAACGUUACAUUCCUCCGCAUGUGUAAUGUUGCUCAGUAUGUCAGUCAGCCACAGGCCUUAAUAGACACAAAACUACAGUUGCCUCCUUUUGAACAUUAAAGUUGGGUAGCAAUAAUAAAAUGGGUUUUUUUGGGGUGGAGGGGAAGUAAGGGCAUUUAAAAUCUUCUCAGACUUACAAACCACCACCUCCCUUUUUUUUUUCUUACAAAGGACCCAAUCUUCUGGAAUUUGGGCCAGCUUCAAUUAGCACUCCAAAAAAGACACCACCACCCCCCAAAAAAACCCAAAAGAAAAAACUGCUCCUGUGGAGAUGGGGGGCAGCAAAUCUCCAUAUCCCACAUGCAUGCAUGUGCCCACACACACUCACACCCUUCAGCUUUUUAGCAGUGUUUGUGGUUAUGGUGCAUGAAGGCAUACAUUACUGUCAAGGCUAUGGUAAGGUUUGGCUAAGUCAAAUCCUAUUUCAAUUCAAGUAUUUAUGGGAAAGCAAAACUUCAGUGGCACUAGAAUUGCCCUGAGGCCUGGAGUGCAGAUCACAGAGCCUGAAGGCAUUAGUCUAGGGGUGACGAUGGUUACAAUGGAGAGGGGUGUGUAGACUUGGAUAAGAAUUCUCCAGUGCGUUUAAUAGAAUGGAUCAAAUAAUUCUCCAAAAUAUUCUUUUCAGUUCUGAUUAAUGCAUUGGCGAAUAUUCUCUUACAAGUCUGCUGGCCCAGGAGUAGACCUCUGGAAGAACCAUAGGAGCAGUGGGACUUCUCAUUCACUAGCCUUUUCGGAGGCAGAUGGUCUUGGCUGGUGGCACUUCCUUUGCAUGGCCUCCACAAGCCUCUUGGCUUUACAGCCACUGCCUGGUGGUCCUGCUGGGCUACAGCAGUUAUUGUGAGAGCCCCCCAGAAAGUCAUUCUAGAGAGGCAUGAUGAACUGAGCUCUCCAGCUGCCCCAACUCUGCCUUCCUGCAUGCUGUCGAGAUCUCCAGGUGCUUCUGCCCACGUGGGGUGUGUCUCUUGAGUCCUUGCUGGCACAGCAGACCCUUGAGGAGCUGGGGCCGGGGUCUGGAAAGCAGAGCUGCAGCUGUUCCCUCUGUGAACUGUGAUGUGGAGGCAUAAGGCGGACAGCGAGGAAAGGCAGCCUGGCUGAAGCUGAAACUUCUAGAAUUACAUGCCUGCCUGCCUCAAGAUGAGACUAGUGGGUAAUAAACUCUUGUCUCAUGUUGCUGGCUCCGACUUCUAAUGCUGGGAAUAACAUCUAGGUUUUUAGUUACUUGGAAGUCCUCGCAUUAGACACAUCUUGCUCCUACAUUUGCAAGAGCCUUUUGUGGCCCAGUGGAUAGUGAUGUUUAGAAGCUGUGCUGAUGUGUUUGCAACGUUUCUUGGGCACCUUGUUGGUUUUGUCAUAGAAGUGCUGCAUGGAGGUGGCCCCUCUACAGCUAGGAUAGGCCAGUGUGUGCUCUAAGGUAGGGGUUCUCAAUGUUGGGUCCCCAGAUGUUAUUGGACUUCAACUCCCAUAAUCCUCAGCCCCAGUGGCCUUUGACUAGGGAUUAUGGGAGUUGAAGUCCAAUAACAUCUGGGUACUGAACGUUGAGAACCCCUGCUCUAAGGGAUCCAUCACAUUGAUGAUCUGGGUUUUGGGUGGCCAGUGCCUUUUCUUACCUCCUAAAUAAUGAAUACCAAGGAGUGCUGGGGCUAUACAUUGCAGAGACUGAGCUCUUCUGAAAUCUUACUGAGUACUUGAUUUACUUUCAGCCAUUUUAAUUGCCCUCUGAAUAACUGUUGCAAUGCCAUUGAGGACAAGUCUCUCUCUUUUGAUGGAGAAAAGUGUAGGUGGUCUUAACUUUGGAAAAGCCAAUGUGGGUUGCAUGUUAGGAAGCCAGCCAGACACCUAGAUCCUCUAGGACUUGGGUUUAAGGGCCUUAAUUCAGGGAAUGUCUGCAUCUUAUAGAAAUGAGUGGAACAUGCUUGUAAUUUGGAUGUAAGCUUGGCCAACUGCAUCGGGAUUGGAAUUGAUAUUGCCAGUGAGCAAACUUAAGCAAUAAUUGCACAGCAAUAAAACUACGCUACAGUGGC